Molecule: messenger RNA, 2410 nt
Organism: Nothobranchius furzeri (turquoise killifish)
Lineage: Eukaryota; Metazoa; Chordata; Actinopteri; Cyprinodontiformes; Nothobranchiidae
Source: RefSeq, a predicted model, not a curated record
CAAUAAUCAUAUAACAGCCGACGUCGGACUGCUCACAUUAAAAAAUGAGCAUUUCACGGUUUUCAGUUUUAUCUGACUCCGAAGAACUCACGACAAGAGCCAAGUCUUUCAAGCAUGGACGAACCCCCCUCCACCAGUUUACAUGGAGUUUUACUUCUUCAACGUUACCAAUCCCGAAGUGUUGUUGGCAGGAGGGAAGGCAUCUGUUCAACAGAUUGGACCUUAUACUUACAGAGCACAAGAAAAUGUAACUUUCCUGGAAAACGGAACCAAAGUUUAUGCCCUGAACCCCAAAACAUUUGUCUUUGAGCCCGAGAAGUCUGCUGGUAACCCUGAAGUUGACCUCGUCAGGACCAUCAACAUCCCACUUGUGGCUUUGAUGAAUGACAUGGAAACCUUUUCCUUUAUUCUGCGAACUGUGGUCUGUAUGUUUGUGGACAGCCUGAAUGUCAGCCUGUUCAUGACCCGCACUGUCCAUGAGAUCCUGUGGGGCUUUAAAGACCCUCUUCUAACGAAGAUCCACUCUUUGCAACCCGAAGUGGACGAAUAUUUUGGGCUGAUGUGGAAGAAAAACAGCCUUUACAAAGAGGGACUUGGGAGUAAUGAGAAGAUUGAAACAUGGAAUAGCCUGAGGAAAAUGUCGUGGUGGCCCUCCAGCCAGAGCAGCGUGAUCAGCGGAAUGGACGGCGCGGUCUUCCACCCCCUUAUCAACAAGAACGAGCUGCUGUACAUCUUUGCAGCUGAGCUCUGCCGUUCAAUCCACCUGACAUACAUGAAGGAGGUGGAGGUGAAGGGAGUUCGGGCUUACCGCUUUGCUCCCCCUGCCGACGUGCUCAUGAGCCUCAACAAUGCUGUCGCCUGCAUGCUGGAGAUGUGUCUUGGCACUGGGGUGCUGAAAGUUGGCGUUUGUCGAGAAGGACUUCCUAUCGUUAUGUCUUUCCCCCGCUUUUAUCAGGCGGACAAAGCGUACAUCGACACUGUGGAUGGGCUCAAACCGCAGAAGGAGUACCAUGAGACGUACCUGGACCUGCAGCCGACUUUAGGGGUUCCCAUUCGCUCCUGUAAGAGAACGCAGCUCAAUGUCCUUCUGAAGAGGUUCUCAGGCUUCAGAAACAUGAGGUACAUCCAGAAAACCGUAUUCCCCAUCUUGUUUGUCAGUGAGACAUCAACCAUUGAUGACGACUCAGCAGCACAGAUGAAAAAGACGAUCAGAAGCGGGCCGGUGUUUACCUUCAGCCCGACCCUACUUAACCCUGCUGACCCCUAGCUUCAGAGGAGCGUUAUCCAACAAUGUAUGUAUUGUGUAUUAAGCAUGGUUAGAUAACUCCAGCCAAGUGUGCAAGCUGCAUUUAGGCUUUGUGCAGCUAAAUCACAAUAAACAAUGAUAUUCAGUACAUAUAUUUUGACUAAUACAUGGUUGGAUUGUAAAAAUGUGAUUGUCUUAACUGGUGGAGAACAAAUCUGGGUCUCUUUCCUGUUUAAUAUAAAUGUUUCUCUGCUGCUUACGCAUGAGCUGAGUGAAUGGGUGAAUAACAUACUUCUGGAGCUUGAUGACAUCCUGAAAAUGUUACGCAAUAACUAACUCUGGUGUUGGAGCAGGGAAACCCCUAAAAUACGAGGAAUAGCAGCCCGCAAGGACCAAGAUUGGACAUCAGCCUUAACUUGAAUUUUUGUUGAAUUUUUUCCAUCUGUGUCAAAUUAAAAUUCAAGCACAUUCGUGAUUUAAGCCUGGGGUACACAGAAGACAGAUGCAUUGUGCCACGAAAGCGCUGCCGUUUUGGGGUCUCACAGGCAUCGCUGCGCCGCUGAGCGCUUCUUGGAAAGUCGCACGAUAGUCACAAUGGGCUAUGGGCAACGGUGGCACAGGAGUUAAGAGCUCGCCCCGUAAUCGGAAGGUUGCAGGUUCGAGCCCCACUCAGUCUGACGCUGUCGUUGUGUCCUUGGGCAAGACACUUAACCCACCUUGCCUGCUGGUGUUGGUCGGAGGGACCGGUGGCGCCAGUGCUCGGCAGCCUCGCCUCUGUCAGUGCGCCCCAGGCUAGCUGUGGCUACAUCGUAGCUCAUCGCCAACCAGGGUGUGAAUGUGUGAAUGACUGAUUGUGUUGUAAAGCGCCUUGGGGGGUUCCAGGACUCCAGAAGGCGCUAUAUCAAAUACAGGCCAUUUAUUUACGAGAAUAUUUUAAGAUCAAUAGCAGUAGUACUAGGAUCGUACAAGAUCUUCUGCUUCUCGACUUUAACAAUAAAAAGCUCCUUGUCCGUGCUUUGGCCGUUGGGUUUGUGCCGUAAAGCCAUUCUGCGUCCUAAUGUCUGUUGUAAACAGCCACAUCACGGCACUUGAAAUAGAACUGGCGCCUAUCUUCAGCGUCAUGGUGUGGACCGGCGUUUCUGGGAUGUGGUGUUGUGCUCCCCA